GAUCGCUUCAAGUCCCCAAACGUGUUACAGUUUCAUCUUUGAGCUCUCGUGGAAUGUUCGACUAAGCGUUCGUAUUGAUAUCAGUUUUUACCUAUAAAUUUCGAAGGCGCAUUAUGUUCUCGAGGUCGUCUUAUUGGAGAAUAACGAUAUUGUGAGCUACCCUUGAGUCGAUACGAAAUGCUGUUUUCUGCAACAGCGGGUAUCCACAGCCAAACGACAGCUUUCAAGUGGUACGCCCGAAUUCAGUCCAUCGAGUAACUGCCAGUUACACAUAGUUAUCAAAUCUGUCCUGCAAGUGAACCUCAGAUAAUUUAAAAAUUGCCAGCGUAGACUUUGUUAGGGUUUUCAGGCUGGCGUACCAACAUCGCCAAAGAUGUCACAUUGGAAAUCCCAGCUUAAUAACUACCAUGGUUCGAAGUUACUAUUACCAAUCGCUGUGAAAUUGGGCAUCCAGGUAGACAAGUUAAACUUUCUUGCCGCUGGAUUUGUAGCUGUGGGAAUGGCCUAUAUAUACAGCUAUCUCAUACACGUACAAAGGAUGUCAGUGAAAGCACGAAAAAUCUUAGUAAUCAUCUUUGGCGUAAUUAUCCUGUCUUUCUGUUUUGGGCGCGAUAUCGUUUACGUUGUAAUCGAGGCUACAGUGUCUUACGUUCUUAUGCGAGUAGUAUCACUCCAGAGUCUUCCACAGAUUACGCUCGUUGUCUGCCUAAUUUACCAAUCAGCCCUUCAUCUUCUCCGACAAUAUUCAGAUCCGGGAGGCUACACAAUAGAUAUUACCGGCGCAAUCAUGAUGCUUACACAACGAGUAUCAAUACUCGCGUUCAGUUUACGCGACGCCGUCCACACCGAUGGCCUGACGGGAGAGCAAAUACGCGACGCAAUCCCGGAAAUGCCAGAUGUUCUGUCGUACUUCGCCUAUAUGUUGGACUUUCACAUGCUUCUUGCUGGGCCCCUUAUUCCAUACAAAACUUUUAUGCGCAUCACCGAAGGAAAAAACCUCCGACCAGAUGGAUCGACAGCAGUCACUCAUUGGCGAGUGGUUUGUAAACUGUUUUGCGUUGGAUUCAACAUUCUUCUAAUACUUUUUGUUGUACCGCUGAUCAAAGAAAAUGACAUACUCUCCGAGUGGUUUUCCAGUUUGCCGUUUUACCGGAAAAUUCUGUGUAUUGUAGCCUUUAGCUUUCUGUGUCGUCUGCAAUAUUACGUGGCAUGGAAGCUUGCCGAGGCGUCGUGCGAUGCUUCAGCCUACGGUUAUUAUAUUACCAAAAACGGUGAGGAGCGGUGGGACGGAGCCGAUAACAUCAAUAUCACCCAGGUUGAAACAGCGACAAGCAUGAAAAAUCUCAUCGACAAUUGGAACGUGUCUACACAGCGCUGGCUUAAACAUGUGUGCUACGACCGUCAGCUGAAAUACAAAACGAUCAGGACGUUUUUCCUUUCGGCUCUCUGGCACGGCCUAUACCCUGGCUACUUUCUUUCAUUUAUGACGGCAAUGUUCUUUGUGGUUGCCGCACGCGAGGUGCGUAAUUAUCUUCGACCACGGCUUUUGUCUGGAAGACUGCUAUCCAAGCCAGUCUAUGACGUAGUCACGUAUAUUGUAACAGCGGUAUUUCUCUCAUACUCUAUCAUGCCGUUCAUACUGUUGCAGUUGGACAAAGCGUUUUACAUUUGGCGAGAACUUCACUUUUUUGGCCAUCUUAUAGCACCGUGGGCAUUUGCGUUGCGGUUGUUCCUGCCUAGGGUACCUUUAACUACGCCUGCCGCAAGCCAAGUCCUGCUUGGACCCUAUCUUGGGCUAAAAACGGAAAAUAAGAUCAGCUGAUUUGUGGCCCACUUGUGUGAAUAUGUGUAUCUGUGUUUGUAUAACUGCCUCUUAUAUGCGAAGCAUCAAUCUGCUAUUUUCUCGAAAAAUUAAGCCUGCGUGAAAAGCACAGUUUGACUAUACAGGCGGUCCAAAGCAACCAAUCAAACAUUCUACAUUAUAUACGAACUUUUUCGCGGUAUAGCCAUUAUCAAGUUGCCUGUAACCAUCAGAUUCUGAUUAACGGUCGCAGAUAAGGCUUUAUAGAGAAAAGCCUGUAAAUUUUUAAAACUGCCGAUGGAAAUCGUGCAAGAUAAAGAAUGGCUUCGUUGA
Molecule: messenger RNA, 2134 nt
Organism: Varroa destructor (honeybee mite)
Lineage: Eukaryota; Metazoa; Arthropoda; Arachnida; Mesostigmata; Varroidae
Product: membrane-bound glycerophospholipid O-acyltransferase 1-like
Biological process (GO): lipid modification
Cellular component (GO): membrane
Molecular function (GO): acyltransferase activity
Source: RefSeq, a predicted model, not a curated record